Molecule: messenger RNA, 1381 nt
Organism: Xenopus tropicalis (tropical clawed frog)
Lineage: Eukaryota; Metazoa; Chordata; Amphibia; Anura; Pipidae
Gene: vcpkmt
Product: valosin containing protein lysine methyltransferase
Source: RefSeq, marked provisional
CGCGGCGUGACUGUCAUGGCGGAGCCGACGGACUGCUUCUUACGGGAGCUGGAACUCAGCGAUGGCUCUGUUGUGGCUAUCCGCCAGCUAAGCUCAGGAGAUGUUGGUUGCGUGGUGUGGGACGCAGCUAUCGUACUAUCAAAGUUUCUAGAGAGUCAGGAAUUUAAGUUGCCUGGGGGUCAGCGACUGAGCGGAAAGUGUGUGCUGGAGCUGGGCGCCGGGACCGGCAUUGUUGGCAUCGUGGCAGCCACUCAGGGAGCAAAUGUCAUCGUCACUGAUCUUGAAGAUCUGCAGGAACUAAUGAAAAUAAACAUUGAAAGUAACUCCCACCUUAUCACAGGUUCUUGCCAAGCGAAGGUACUAAAAUGGGGUGAAGAAGUUAAAGAUUUGGUGCCUAAACCCGACUACAUCUUAUUGGCUGACUGCAUCUACUACGAAGAGUCCCUGGAACCAUUGCUGAAGACUCUGAAGGACCUUACUGGCAUUGACACAUGCAUCUUGUGUUGUUAUGAGCAAAGAACUAUGGGCAAAAAUCCUCAAAUAGAAAGAAGGUUUUUUGAGCUAUUAAAAGAAGACUUUAAGUAUGAAAAAGUGCCCCUGGAAAAACAUGACAAAGAAUAUCGGAGUGAAGACAUUCAUAUUUUAGAAAUUUACAGAAAAACAUAAGAGUUUCACAUUUAAUAUAGAUGUCCCUGUCUGUUUUUUAGUGGCAUGUUCACAUUUUUCUGACCAAUUCUUUACGAAUCAGAUUUAUUUAUACUUUGUGUAUAUCAUUAAAAAUGUUCAUUGAUAGUUCCAUACAUGUGAUCUGUACAUAUUUGUAUUGCAUCUCUUGGCUCUGUGCAGUUGCCGAUCUCCAACUCAUGUGUUUUACCUACAAAGGUUAGUGGCUGGUAGUGAAUGUUACAAGAUAAAGUUUAGCAAAUGCAGGAGAAAUGUACUGAUUUUAUCUUCCUGUCAAGUUAUAGGCAGUUAUUCCAUAUUUAGAAAGGUUACCUGCAAGAGAUGAAGCUUAUAUUAAAUAUUUUUUUUAAAAUAAAAGGGUGCACUCUAUUUAUUGAUAAAAUAAUCUUAGGUUUUAUGAUAAGUGGGUUAUUUUAUUGGCUGCUAAGUGUAGCAGCAAAUGUCUACAAUAUACUGUAGAUUACUUCACAUUAACAGCUGUUAGCUGGAAUAGGAUUGGUUGGCUAGGCAGUUGUAGUUCUGCUGCAGCUGGAAUGAAGGUGUCCUGCUAUAAACAGAACUACAUUUUGCAAAAAGUUUUUAGGAACUGUAUGCAUAUGAUUAAGUAUGGUAAAGUUGCCCUGUACAUUCUAUUGCAACAAUGAUUUUGCGAGAAACUGCAGCAUAUGGGAUACUUAAAAUAAAGUCUUCAUUCGGA